AUGCAGGCGGUGUCUAAGCUCAUCUUCGGGCCGUCACAGGAAGAGAGGGUAAAAAAGGUGCAGUCACAACUGCGGUCUGAGCAGCGGGCACUCGACCGCGAGAUGCGCCAGAUCGACCAAGGCUCCAAUAAGACCAAAGCAGAGAUCAAGAAGCUGGCCAAAAAGGGGGAUGUCAAGAAUGCAAAGAUCCUCGCGAGGGAAGUCGUGCGAGCGCAAAAGCAGAAAAACCGUCUCGCAGUGUCCAAGGCGCGACUCAACAGUAUACACAUGCAGCUGCAGCAUCAGCUAGCGAUGUACAAAGUGACGGGGAGCAUGCAGAAGUCGACUGAGAUCAUGAAGCUCUCGAACCAGCUCGUCAAACUACCAGAAGUGUCGGCGGUGAUGCGCCAGAUGAGCGCAGAGAUGACAAAGGCCGGUAUCAUGGAAGAGAUAAUGGAAGACACACUAGACUCGGGCGUGCUCGGCGAGGACGAAGACGAAAUGGAAGAAGAAGCGCAGGAAGAAGUUGAUAAGGUCCUCUACCAGCUCACCGAUGGCAAGCUCGGUCAAGCCAGCACCACCGACCACUUGCCCGACCUCGCCAUCGAAGACCCAAAGCUCAACGAAGAGCAAGAGCAGCAAGACAUGCAACGCAUGCAGGCCGCCCUCGACGGUCUUCUCCGUGGCUGA
This is a messenger RNA of Sporisorium graminicola, 669 nucleotides long. RefSeq lists its product as uncharacterized. The record is from RefSeq and is a predicted model, not a curated record. Gene Ontology annotation, biological process: late endosome to vacuole transport; endosome transport via multivesicular body sorting pathway; protein transport. The transcript has 4 exons. Lineage: Eukaryota; Fungi; Basidiomycota; Ustilaginomycetes; Ustilaginales; Ustilaginaceae. The coding region runs from base 1 to 669 and encodes 222 amino acids. Gene Ontology annotation, cellular component: ESCRT III complex; multivesicular body.